AUGGUCAAAAUGGUACAUGAUAAUGUACCUGUACACCAUUCAAUGGUAUAUAAAAAAAAAUCAUUAACAAUGAAUGAUAUGGCUGAUAUUAAUGGUGAUAAAUAUAAUGUUAAUGAUUCUUCUGGUUCAUAUAAUAAUCAAAAUAAUUGUAAUACAUCUAGUAGUGAAUCAGAUGGAUCACCUGUACGAUUAAAUAAUAUGAGUGAAUCUCCAAAUCAACAAAAUUCAUCACCUAAUGAAUCUUUAUCAGAUUAUAAUGAAGUGUCAUAUGAAAAUGAAAUUUUUGAUGAAGAUGAUGUUGAUGAUGAAGAAGAAGAAGACGAGGAUAUUGUUGAUGAAGAAAUGGAAGAAUACUUAUUAGAAGAGGAUGAAGAAUUAGAUGAUCUAGAGAAUGAAGAAGGUAAAAAUGGCAAAGAUGAUGAUAAUAUUAACAAUGAUAAAGAUAAAUCUGGAGAUAUAAAUUGCAUUGAAAAACGACAUGUAUGUGAUAUAUGUGGUAAAGCAUUUCCAUAUCUUUCUAUACUUGAAUCACAUCGUCGUUGCCAUACUGGUGAAAAACCUUUCCAAUGCCAUUUUUGUGACAAAAAAUUUGCUCAAAAAGCAACACUUCAAGUUCAUGAAAGAACACAUACUGGAGAACGACCAUAUAAAUGUCGAUAUUGUGAAAAAACUUUUGCACAAUAUGGUACAAAAACUGUUCAUGAAAAAAGUGCACAUUUAGGUAUAAGAAAUUAUAAAUGUCCAAAAUGUAGUAAAAAUUUAUCAUCACCCUCUGCUUUAUAUACACAUAAAAAAACUCAUGGUGCAAAAGCAUUUAAAUGCCAUUUAUGUCCCAAGACUUUUACAUUGAAAAAUUAUCUUAAAUUGCAUGUAAAACAAGUUCAUGAACAAAAUGAAAAAAAACAUGUUUGUCGUUUUUGUAUGAAAUCAUUUUCAUAUGCAGGAAGUCUUCAAGUACAUGUUAGAACACAUACUGGUGAAAGACCAUAUGUAUGUAAAUAUUGUCCAAAAGCAUUUGCUUCACAAGGAAAUUUACAAUCACAUGAAAGAACUCAUACUGGAGAACGACCUUAUUCAUGUACAACAUGUUCAAGAUCUUUCAUUCAAAAGUCCCAAUUAACAGCUCAUGAAGCAACUCAUCAAUGCAAUAUUAUUUCAUCACCACAAAAUAUUUCUUCUAAUACAUCUACAGCAAGUUCACGAUCUCCAAAUUCAUGUAGUCCAUCAUCAAGUUAUACAAACAAAUCAUCUUCUGGUGUACUAUUAUUACAAUCACAAGAAAUUUCUAAAUUUCCAGUUAUUGAGAAUAAUGAUUUAUCAACAAAUAUAAUGGCAAAUGAACCUAUAACAGUACCAGAUACAACUAUAUCCCCAAAAAAAGUAACUGAAUAUACUUGUAAAUAUUGCGGAAAAAAAUAUGGUUAUGCAUCAUCAUUGUAUGUUCAUACUCGACUCCACACCGGUGAAAGACCUUUUCAAUGUAAAUAUUGUGAAAAAUCAUUUACAAAUCAGGGGAAUAUGCAGGUUCAUCAAAGAGUACAUACAGGAGAAAAACCAUAUAAAUGUGAUUUAUGUGGAAAAUGCUAUGCACAAAAAGUUGGACUUAAAAUACAUAUGGAACAAUGUCAAACAACUAAAGGUAAUGAAAUAAAAAAUGAAAAUUAUGAAAUAAAUUCAAUGACAUCAUUAAAAAGUAUUUCACCACAAGAAAAUGGAUCAGAAGAAAUGUUUUCUAGUAUUUUAUCAAUUGAUCAAUCUAUUUUAAAGACAGAAAAUGACCAAACAAAAAAUUCUUUUGUUGAUAUAUCAGAUAUACGUAGUAAUGAGUCUCAGAGUGUAUCAAAUAUUUUUACACCAACAAUUAAUGUUACUCCAAUUACUGUUUCACCUGUUAUAGAAAAAAUUGAUGACCAAUUGAAACAAGCAACAGAGAUUAUGCUUUCUUGUUUAAAUUCAUCUAAUCCUUCAACUGCUGCUGCAGCAGUUGCUGCCAUUCAACAAUUAAAUUAUCCACAAUCAUCUAUAUUACGUCCAUCUAUGCCUGCUUCAAGUUCAUCAGUGAUCUCACAACAACAAACAUCAAAUUUAUCUUCAUUAUUUUCUUUACAGAAUUCAAAUCCUUUAAGUGCAAUUAACAAUUCCGUUGUUUCUAAUAAUGUAUUUUCUAAUAAUGGCAUUUCAUCAAUUUAUAAUUCUAAUACUUCGAACAAUUUUAUUUCAUCAUCAAUUACACCUUUAACAGAAAAUAAUAAUCAAUUUAAUAAUUUAACUCAAAAUGUUGAUAUUAAUAAUAUCUUAUCAUCAAAAAAUGCUCAAUCAAUAAUUGACGUAUUAAAAAUUAAAGAUCAAUUGAAUAAUCUUCAUAAUGUUACUCAUAAUCAAGUUCCGGUGUCAUCUGUUUACCAAUCAUCAAUUAACCCAUCUAAUAGUAAUAUGUCUCUUUACAAUCAAAUUACUUCCUUUAAUUCAAUAUCUGAUAUUACAAAGGCUGUCCUAAAUUCAAGAAUUAACCAACUUUCAGUUUUACCACAAAAUGUCAAUCAAAAUCAAAGUCCAUCAAUUGUACAAAAUCAAUUAACAUCCCAACAGUUACAAUUAUUGUUAUCACAAUAUCAAUUAUUAAAUGGACAGUCUAAUUCAAAUUUAUCACUUGAUAGUAGUAAUCAAAACAUAAAUAUUUCACAACUACAACAAAAUAUUAACAACUAUCGUCAGAUUUCUUCAAAUAAUCAACCACAAAAUAUACAAGUUAAAAGUCCUUUCAUUAAUUCAUCUAGCUUUAUUCCUAAUGGAAGUUUUUAA
Molecule: messenger RNA, 2802 nt
Organism: Strongyloides ratti
Lineage: Eukaryota; Metazoa; Nematoda; Chromadorea; Rhabditida; Strongyloididae
Product: Zinc finger protein 596
Exons: 3
Coding region: 1-2802 (933 amino acids)
Biological process (GO): regulation of transcription by RNA polymerase II
Cellular component (GO): nucleus
Molecular function (GO): DNA-binding transcription factor activity, RNA polymerase II-specific; RNA polymerase II transcription regulatory region sequence-specific DNA binding
Source: RefSeq, a predicted model, not a curated record